AUGAAAGGAAUCGUUAAUAGUGGAUUUAUUGCAGAAAAUGAAGAUCACAAGGUUAAAGUGGAAGAAGAUUCAUUUGAAUUAAAAGAUGAAGUUAAUGGUAAAGACAUAUCAUCUUCAUUACAAAACACAGAAUCAAAUAAUAAUUAUAAAAAUAAUAAUAUUAAUAAUGAUGAUGACAAUGUAAACAUAUUAGCAAAAAUAAUUAUUAAAACUCGCACUGUGAUAAAAAAAAAAUUCUCAGGCUCAAAUUCAUCUGGGACAUUUUCAUUUUGGAAAAUUUUUUCACAUGGUGUUUUCUUAGCCAUAUUGGCUGCUUCAAUAGUAAAGUAUUUUAAAAGCGGUGUGACAAAUAUUGAUUGGUGCGAAGGAGUGGGAUUUCUAUGGAUUUUAUAUUUUUUAACAUAUUGUUUUUUACUUUAUUCAAUUAUAAAAAAAUAUGCAGGGAAUAAAUUAGAAACACGCUUUGUAAAAAUCACUGGCAAAAUUUUAUCCUUAUCUAAUAAUAAGUACGUACGUGGUAUUUUAUAUGCGAUACCAAUAAUUGCACUUGCAACGUAUGUGGCAUUGUUUCCAGGGAAAUCCGGUCGUAGAAUAUUUUCAUUUUUGGGUAUCGUUGUUUUUACCCUUUUCGGUUUUAUUUUUUCCAAAUAUCCGGGUCAUAUAAAAUGGAGAACUGUAAUCGCUGGUAUGGCACUCCAGUUUGUUUUUGGUUUGAUUACCAUCAACUGGGAAGGAGGAAGAAAAAUAUUAGAAUGUAUAGGAAGUAAAGUGACGCAAUUUUUAUUAUACUCCGAACAGGGAGCUUUAUUUGUUUAUGGACAUUUAUCACAACCCCACGAUAAUCACGGACCGAUUUUUGCAUUUUCUGUUUUGCCCGUCAUAUUUUUUCUAAGCUUUUCCAUAAAUAUUUUAAAUUACUAUGGAAUUCUUCAGUGGUUCAUAAUUAAAAUUAGUACGGUUGUUAAAGUUGUCAUGAAUACGACAGCAUGUGAAUCCGUUAAUGCUGUCGCUAGCAUAUUUUUAGGAAUGACAGAAACUCCAAUUUUAAUUAAAAGUUAUAUUAAAGAUUUAACGGAAUCUGAAAUUUGUGCCAUUUUAUGUGCGGGUUGGUCUACGGUCGCCGGUGUAGUUAUGGCUGCCUACAUAAAAUUUGGCGUUAAAGCAUCACAUUUAAUAUCUGCCAGUUUUAUGUCGGCUCCUGCAUCAUUAUCUUUCUCCAAAUUGUUUUAUCCGGAAACAAACGUUUCGAAAACUUGUUUAAAUAAAUUAGUUUUGGAAAAAGAGGACGCUUCCAACGGAUUAGACGCGGCUACAAGGGGUGCAAUAUCUGCCAUUUCAAUGGUUUUAGGGAUUGUGGCGAAUAUAAUUGCCGUUUUGUCAUUUGUAGCAUUUAUUGAUGGAGUACUCAUGUGGCUUGGACUUGUUAUUGGCAUUGAAGAAUUAUCUUUAAAGUUAAUACUAGGAAAAAUAUUCAUACCAGUGAGUUUUUUAAUCGGUGUCGAUACGGAAUCAUUAGAAGAAGUAUCAUAUUUAAUUGGAAUAAAAACAGUAGCAAAUGAAUUUCAAGCUUAUCUAGAAUUAAGUGAAUUAAUUAAACAGGAAAAAUUAAGCGAAAGAUCCGAGAUUUUAGCAACGUAUGCACUUUGUGGAUUUUCCAAUUUUGGCUCAAUAGGCAUAUCAGUUGGAGUGUUUAGCGCAAUAGAACCAAGUCAAAGUUCUGCAGUUACUAAAGUUGCUUGCAGAGCAUUUAUUGCAGCCAAUAUUGUUUGUUUUUUGACUGCUUGUAUUGCUGGUUGUAUAAUUCAGUAA
Pediculus humanus corporis (human body louse) is the source of this 1809-nucleotide messenger RNA. RefSeq names its product sodium/nucleoside cotransporter, putative. Gene Ontology annotation, molecular function: nucleoside:sodium symporter activity. The transcript has 9 exons. Gene Ontology annotation, cellular component: membrane. NCBI's taxonomy places the organism in Eukaryota, Metazoa, Arthropoda, Insecta, Psocodea, Pediculidae. The record is from RefSeq and is a predicted model, not a curated record. The coding region runs from base 1 to 1809 and encodes 602 amino acids. Gene Ontology annotation, biological process: nucleoside transmembrane transport.